UCGGUUCGGGAGAAGCCGAGCUCGCUACUAACUGAAGGUCAGAAUAGUGCCGGGUCACUCGCUAUUUGGGCCCGGCACAUACUAUUUCUUACUCAGGAUCGUGUCAAGACGUCCUGAGAACCCGCUACAAGCUGACCAAUCACAAAAUUCGCUUCCUGUUGGCGCGCCUUUAAGCCAAUGGGAAAAUUCGUUAUAUGCAGCAAGGCUGCCACGUCGACACCAAGCGUCUCGACGACUCAACGACGCUACCAAUUUUCAUUCUACAACUAUCUGUCUAACCGCUUCGCUCAGAGUUUCUACAACGUGUCUUUGCUACGUGCAACCUCGUGCUUGAACCGCUUCGCUUAUUAACUUGUGUGAAACUAAAUCAAAUCGCUACGCUAAAUUAUCCUCAAUUCUUAGUCAGUAAAUCAAGGCUGCUAUUUAUUGAGAAUAAAUAAAUUAUUCUUGUGAUAAUAAGUUAAUUGUUAAUUAAUUAUUAUUGAAGUAACCGCUACUGACCACGUGUCAAUUUUUAUACGUGAAUAAAAUAUCUGAGUUGCAUUCGCUAUCGCGUAUAAAUUUAUCUAGUUGCAUUCGCUAUUGUAUAUAUUUCUCAUAAUUUUAAGGUGUAAAUCAGUGUAAAUAAAUCUAUAAUUUAAUUUAUAAUAAAAUCUGUGUAAUUUUUAAUUGUUUAACAAAACUCGCCUAAACCAGAUCCAUUAGUUUUAUUCGCUCAUUUUACAUUUUGGUCCUUCGAGCCGGAUUUGGCGAAAUUUAAACAAUUAAAAAUUAUUUAAAAAAAAAUCAAAAAAAAAAUUGUGAGAAAAAAAGUGUAGUGUCAGUUCUGUGUCGUGAAAAUCGCUAAGUGCCGUGGGCAUUGCUGAGCACUGCUAGAGUGCUGCCCAGGGUGAUCUAUUUUACACACCGGUGUAAAAAGACUUUUAAAACAGAAAAGAUCGAAAACUUAGCGUCGGUUUCACGUCAUCGCGUCCAUUUUGUGUGCCACGUAUUAACAAGAUGGCCGCCGAAGCUCAAAUUGCUCUUCAAAUGCAACGCAUCGACACGAUGCGCAAUAUGUCCAACCGCUUGACUGACGCUGUACUCGCUACCCAAGGUGCUGCCGCCAUUGACGCUGAACUCGCUAUCCUGACGGAGUUGUGGAACCGCUUCAAUUCGACUCACGAGAGGCUAUACGAAGACGUACCUGAGAUCAUUACCAACGAAUAUCAUACAGGUAACGCUUAUGAAACCGCUAACGUUGCUUAUACCUCUCUUAGAGUGAGACUCAGCGCUGCUAGACCCGCUCCAGAACUUGCUCAUGAAGUUCAGCCCGCUAAUCACGAUCAGACCGCUUACUUUGGUGGAGUGCAUAAAUCUAACCUGCCACAAAUCAAGCUGCCAACUUUCCAAGGGUCGUAUGACGAGUGGGACUCGUUCAAGGACUUGUUCACGUCUCUCGUCAUUAAUGAAGAUUCGCUAACUGGGUCUCAGAAGAUGCAUUACCUGAAGACGCAGGUAAAAGGUGAGGCCGCUGCAUCACUCGCUAAUCUCCAGAUCACAGAUGACGCUUUCCAACCCGCUUGGGAGUUGCUGAAUACUCGCUACACAAAUCCACGUCGAUUGCUCGAUAUGCAUAUCGAUGAUUUGCUGGAUCGCCAACCGCUAACUUCACACUCUGCUGCUGAUUUGGACGCACUGUUACUCGCUAACAAAAAAUCGCUGGACGCUAUCGCUGCAUUGGGAAUUCCAAUUGGUGAGUUGGACCCCUUUUUAAUUCGUUUGACUGUUCGCUGCUUGCCUUCAGAUCUGAGGGUGGAAUGGAUGGCUUCGCUUGGGUUAUCCAAUGAGUUUCCCACUUACCAACAGCUGCACGAUAUGCUCAAGGCCAAGGUUCGUGCGUGGGAAAACUCAGAGAUUGGCGCUAAAAUAACCUCAACGCAAGUUAAGAGUACCAGUGAGAGACCACUAUCACCAAAGUCUUACGCUAAGUCAGCCGCUACAACCAAACAAGUUAAGUUUGGGAGCAGUAAAUCCGCUACUCCUGCUAGAUCAACGCCAUCUACAUCCACCGGUUCCGCUAGCUACGUCGCUUUCACUCCCAAGGAGCGUACGAGUAAACCGGGCAUGUGCCCAAUCUGCAGGGAGAAGCACUUCGUUCUAUUUUGCCCCAGCUACCAGAAGGCGUCGCCACUGAACCGAAGGACGAUUGUUCAGCAUUACCGCUUAUGCUUUAACUGUUUGGGACGCCAUCGCUACGCUGACUGCAGGACUAAGCAGAAGUGCCGCCAUUGUGAUCAGCCACAUCACACGUCGACUCAUCUUGACGAUGGUGCUGCCGCUAAACCAGCACAGGACGCUCCUGUAGCUGACCCAGCUCAUUCGCUCAAUGUUUUACUCGCUACCGCUAUUGUUAAGUUGAAUUCGCUAACAGGAAGUACAUGUACAGCCCGUGUACUUAUUGAUCAAGGAUCGGAGUUAUCCUUUGUGACGCAUUCGCUAAUCAAGAAGCUGGAUAUUCAACUCAGUAAAGCAGCUGUACCAUUACGUGGAAUUGGUAAUGUGUCAGCUGGGCAUUCGCUUGGGUCAUGCAAGAUGACGCUGCAUUCGCUACACAACAACGCUUCUAUUACCAUCCAAGCUCAUGUGCUUGCUCUAUUGACGGUAAACUUACCGUCAUUUACGCUAACUAAGAAGAAGAAAUGGCCGCAUAUAACUGGGCUACAACUCGCUGAUCCAGACUUCUUGACAUCAAGACCUAUUGACAUCAUUCUGGGUGCAGCACCAGCUGCACAUAUAAUCAACGCUAAAAUACGAAAAGGAAGUGAAAAUGACCCAAUCGCUCAGUCAACAUCACUUGGUUGGAUCAUAUAUGGAUCUGUGGACACCGCUACAUCAAAAUUGACCGCUCAUGGUCAUCAUGUCGCUGUUGAUGAUCAACUACAAGACUUGUUAACCAAGUUUUGGUACCAAGAAGAGCCACAGACAGAAUUCGCUACACGCUAUACUGAAGAAGAAGAAGAGUGUGAACAACACUUUGUCAAUACACACUACAGACAGUCUGAUGGUCGAUAUGUCGUUCGCUUGCCGCUUAAAUCUUCGCCAAGUCAACUGGGUGAUUCGCUCAGAGCUGCACAAUACGCUUUACUACGUCUUCGCAAACGACUGGAAGCUGAUCCAGUCUACAAGAAGUUGUACUUCGACUUCCUGAAGGAGUAUGAAGACUUGGGGCACAUGAAACGUCUGAAAUUAAAGGAAUUACCACCGAACAGCUACCUGUUGCCUCAUCAUGGGGUUCUGAAAGAGCAGAGCACUACCACCAAGCUCAAAGUGGUAUUCAAUGGGUCCUGGAAAACUACAUCUGGCGUAUCUGUCAACGAGAUACUUCAUGUGGGCCCAAAGAUCCAAGUUGACAUCAGUGAUGUACUUAUUCGCAUUCGGUGCCAUCGCUAUUUAUUCGCUACUGACGUUACAAAAAUGUUUCGUCAGAUUGCAGUUGACAAGGAAGAUCAUCAUCUACAGUGCAUACUCUGGUUUGACGAAGAUGACAUCCCAAUAGUAUUUGCACUCGCUACUGUUACUUAUGGAACAACAUCGGCUCCAUAUCUCGCUGGAAGAGCACUCUUACAACUCGCUGAAGACGAAGGGAAAAAAUUUCCGAAGGCUGUCGAACCGCUAACUAAUACACGCUACGUUGACGACAUCUAUGGAGGUGCAGAUGAACUCGCUGAGGCAAUCCAAGUUGCUCUCGACACAAAAAAUAUGUGCGCCACAGGAUGUUUUCCGCUUGCCAAGUGGGCAAGUAAUUCAACUGAAUUACUUUCUCAAGUCGCUCCAAGUGAAACCCAAGAAGAUACACCAAGAGAGCUUGGGGAUACUACAGUAAAAGUGCUCGGGCUAACCUGGAAUUCAACACAGGAUAAAUUCCAGUUCGGAUAUUCGCUUCCAGAAGCAUCACCAACAACUAAACGCACAAUUUUAUCUGAAAUUGCUCGCUUGUUUGACCCACUGGGUUUCUUGGCACCGAUUAUCGUGAGAGCCAAGAUGUUCAUGCAGAAGCUCUGGCUGCAGAACUUUGACUGGGAUGCUACGCUAUCACCGUCGCUUCUUCAAGAAUGGAAUUUGUUUCGAGAUGAACUACAUCAGAUCUCGAAGAUUCAGAUACCUCGCUGGAAUCAUGUUAAAAAUGGUGUAUCAAUUGAAUUACAUGGAUUCUCUGACGCUUCACAACUCGCUAUGGCUGCUGUAGUUUAUCUAAAAGUUACUGACGCUACUGGAAGCUCCAAUAUCUCGCUAGUGUGUGCCAAAACACAAGUUGCACCACUGAAGCCUAUAACUAUACCAAGAAUGGAGCUCAAUGCCGCUGUCUUACUCGCUCAACUGAUACUCUACGUCAAGAAGGUUUUGAAACUUGAAAACGUUCCAGUUUUCAUGUGGACAGACUCCGCUGUAUCCUUAACGUGGAUACGAAACAACCCAGCUAGAUGGAAAGUCUACAUUCGCAACAGAGUUACCAAGAUUCAAGAAUCGCUACCAAGUGUCAACUGGGAUUUUGUUCCUGGAAAACUUAACCCAGCUGACUGCGCUUCAAGAGGUUUAACAGCAGCCAAACUAGAACAGCAUUCGCUAUGGUGGACGGGACCAAAGUGGCUCAGUCAAUCAAAAGAUAACUGGCCAUCUUUUGAUAUCCCUACGCAGACGGUAUCACAUCUUGAAGAACGUCCAGGUCUGGUUUUUACCAUCUUCAAGGCAGAUUCACACCCGCUAUACAUGCUACUAGAAAAAUUCUCUAAGUUGUCACCUUUACUUCGCACGCUUGGAAUCUGUCUUCGUGCCAUCGCUAAAUUUAAAAAAGUGCCACAGUCCACACUGGACACACCACUCUCUACAGUUGACCUGGAACUCGCUAAGACUUUGCUGAUCAAGUAUACUCAAAGUCAGUACUAUUCGCAAGAGCUGAAACUAUUGAAGGAUGGUGAUUCUCUACACCGAAGUCAUCAUCUCGCUAAAUUGAUUCCCUACGUCGACUACAACGGAGUACUCAGAGUUGGCGGUCGCUUGAAGAAUUCGCUGCUGGAUGAUGAACAGAAAAAUCCAGCUAUUUUACCAAGGUCAUCACGCUUAAGUACGCUAUUGAUAGAUCAUUCGCAUCGAAGAACAUACCAUGGGGGAACUCAAUUGACUCUCGCUGAUCUACGGAGAUCUGUCUGGAUAGAAGGUGGUCGAGUUCCAGUCAGAUCACACAUUCUUCGCUGCGUCGUGUGCACGAGACAUAGAGGUGUUCGCGCACAACAAUUAAUGGGACAAUUGCCAUCCGCUCGUGUAAGACCAUCUAAAGCAUUCUUACACACUGGAAUAGACUACGCUGGGCCAGUAACACUGAAGACUUUCCAAGGUCGAGGUGCCAAAACCUAUAAAGGAUGGAUCGCUGUGUUUGUAUGUCUCGCUACGUCCGCUAUACAUAUUGAAAUUGUCACCGAUUACUCUACUGACGCUUUCGUCGCAGCAUUUAGAAGAUUCACUAGACGAAGAGGCGCCUGCAGUAUCCUAUACUCGGACUGUGGUACAAAUUUUGUAGGAGCAGACGCCACGCUAAAGAAAGAAUUCGCAGCAGGAUCGAGACAGCUAAAAGAACUUCAGUAUUUACUCGCUACAGAUGGCACAGACUGGAAGUUCAACCCACCAAGUGCUCCCCACUUUGGUGGCAAGUGGGAAGCAGCCGUAAAGUCAAUCAAGUUCCAUCUCAUACGAACUAUUGGUGAAUCGCUAUUGACUUACGACCAACUCGCUACAGUCUUAACACAAAUUGAGGCUGUGUUAAAUUCAAGACCGAUCGCUCCGCUAUCUGAAGAUCCUGCAGAUUUAACCGCUCUAACUCCUGGACAUUUUCUCAUCGGUGAACCACUAAUCGCCGUACCUGGGCCCUCGCUACUGGAAAAUAAUUCAGCUACGUUGUCACGCUGGCAACAAUUACAACAAAUGUUCCAGAGAUUUUGGAGUAGAUGGUCAUCAGAGUACCUGCAACGUCAUCAAUCUAUUUCGAAGUGGCAUAAUCCGCAAAACAACAUCAAAGUGGGUUCAUUAGUCUUGUUGACUGAUGAAAGAUUCCCACCAUCAAAAUGGCCGCUUGCUCGAGUACUCGCAUUACAUCCAGGCAGAGAUGGCCUGACUCGAGUAGUCACGCUGAAGACCGCUACCACGGAACUUGUACGACCAAUCGCUAAGCUGUGUGUACUACCAGUGCACUCUCCAGAAGACAAUCCAGUCGACACAGUCGCCAGCGCUGGGGAGAAUGUUCAGUCACGACCUUGAUUAAUUUAAAUCAAGCUUCGUGCAUUUCCGCUCGGUUCGGGAGAAGCCGAGCUCGCUACUAACUGAAGGUCAGAAUAGUGCCGGGUCACUCGCUAUUUGGGCCCGGCACAUACUAUUUCUUACUCAGGAUCGUGUCAAGACGUCCUGAGAACCCGCUACAAGCUGACCAAUCACAAAAUUCGCUUCCUGUUGGCGCGCCUUUAAGCCAAUGGGAAAAUUCGUUAUAUGCAGCAAGGCUGCCACGUCGACACCAAGCGUCUCGACGACUCAACGACGCUACCAAUUUUCAUUCUACAACUAUCUGUCUAACCGCUUCGCUCAGAGUUUCUACAACGUGUCUUUGCUACGUGCAACCUCGUGCUUGAACCGCUUCGCUUAUUAACUUGUGUGAAACUAAAUCAAAUCGCUACGCUAAAUUAUCCUCAAUUCUUAGUCAGUAAAUCAAGGCUGCUAUUUAUUGAGAAUAAAUAAAUUAUUCUUGUGAUAAUAAGUUAAUUGUUAAUUAAUUAUUAUUGAAGUAACCGCUACUGACCACGUGUCAAUUUUUAUACGUGAAUAAAAUAUCUGAGUUGCAUUCGCUAUCGCGUAUAAAUUUAUCUAGUUGCAUUCGCUAUUGUAUAUAUUUCUCAUAAUUUUAAGGUGUAAAUCAGUGUAAAUAAAUCUAUAAUUUAAUUUAUAAUAAAAUCUGUGUAAUUUUUAAUUGUUUAACAAAACUCGCCUAAACCAGAUCCAUUAGUUUUAUUCGCUCAUUUUACAAAAGUAUUAGUUUAAUAUUUAUAAUGAAAACUUUAAUGUUUAAUAUUGUUUAAACGGUAAUUUUUAAAAAUUGAGUUACACAUAUUUUAUUAAUUCUCAGCAGAUUAAAUUAAUGAAAUAAAUUCGAAUAAAUAACCCUUAGAACGUAUUUAUUAUUAAUGUAAAUGAUAAAUAUUUUCACUCAAGUUUACUAAAAUUUACGAAGCAAAAAUAUAAACUUUAUGUAGUAUAUGAAAAUACACUUUAUAUUUAUUGAAUAUCUCCGAUCAGUAAAAAGUGUAGUUCAAUCUCAGCACUUUUUACUAUUUGACUUAGUAUAUUGUCACGUUAUUAUAUGAAUCAUUGCCGUUUGCCCUUAACAAUUGGUUCGAACGUGUUUUUUUUCGUUUCUUUAGUUUACUGCGCAGCUACUUAAAUUUCUUUUGUUUGAGUCUUGGCUUGCAACAACGCGGAUGAGUUUUACCAGCGAAUUUGUGCGAUCAGUUAUGAGCAGUAGUUAGUAGUGAAACAAAAACAUUUUUGUGGUGAAAUAAAAAAAUAAUAUAUAUACCGGAGAAUAAUUUAAACAG
Microplitis demolitor is the source of this 7616-nucleotide messenger RNA. RefSeq lists its product as uncharacterized. Lineage: Eukaryota; Metazoa; Arthropoda; Insecta; Hymenoptera; Braconidae. The record is from RefSeq and is a predicted model, not a curated record. The coding region runs from base 1000 to 6291 and encodes 1763 amino acids. The transcript has 2 exons. Gene Ontology annotation, molecular function: nucleic acid binding. Gene Ontology annotation, biological process: DNA integration.